Molecule: messenger RNA, 3774 nt
Organism: Drosophila persimilis
Lineage: Eukaryota; Metazoa; Arthropoda; Insecta; Diptera; Drosophilidae
Product: abscisic-aldehyde oxidase
Exons: 7
Coding region: 1-3771 (1256 amino acids)
Molecular function (GO): 2 iron, 2 sulfur cluster binding; oxidoreductase activity; FAD binding
Source: RefSeq, a predicted model, not a curated record
AUGUCUACAACAUUUACCAUAAAUGGACAACCUUAUACGGUAAACCUAGCUGAUCUGCCACCCGACAUCACCCUGAACACCUUCAUACGGGAGCAUGCCCAACUGACGGCCACGAAGUUCAUGUGCUUGGAGGGGGGCUGUGGAGCCUGUGUGUGCGUUGUGCGCGACGCCAACGGACCCAGAGCCGUCAAUUCGUGCCUCAAACUACUGAAUACCUGCACCCAGCUGGAUAUCGUUACAUGCGAGGGACUGGGCAGUCAGCGCAGCGGUUACCAUCCGAUACAGAAGCGUCUGGCCAAGAUGAAUGGCACCCAGUGCGGGUACUGCUCCCCGGGAUUCGUGAUGAACAUGUACGGGCUGCUGGAGCAGCACGACGGUAAGGUGACCAUGGCGGUGGUGGAGAACGCCUUUAGUGGCAACAUUUGUCGCUGCACCGGCUACCGUCCCAUUCUGGAUGCCAUGAAGUCCUUUGCGGUGGACAGCGAUAUCCAGGUUCCCGCCGAAUGUGCGGAUAUCGAGGAUCUGAACCUGGAGGCCCGCAACUGUCCCAAGACGGGGCAGCCCUGUAGAGGCAGCUGUCAUCGGUCCACUUUGGUCUAUGAGAACGGGAGCCAGUGGCACUGGCCCAAGACCUUGAAUGAGCUGUUUGAGGCCCUGGACAAGAUCGGAGAGGCAGAUCAAUUCAUGCUGGUGGCUGGCAACACGGCGCAUGGUGUCUACAGACGAUCGACGGACAUCAAGCACUUUAUCGAUGUGAGUGGAGUGGAGGAGCUGCAUGGGCACAGCACUGAGGGGCAGCAGCUAAAGCUGGGCGCGAACCUCAGUCUGACGCAGACCAUGGACAUCCUUAUUACGACGGCCAAGCAGCCCGGCUUUGAGUAUCUGGAGGUUCUAUGGAACCAUUUGGAUCUCAUUGCGAAUGUCCCCGUGCGCAAUUCGGGGACUUUGGCUGGAAACAUCUCUAUUAAGAAACAGCAUCCCGAGUUCCCAUCGGAUGUCUUUCUGUCCUUCGAGGCUUUGGAUGCAAAGGUUCUGGCAAUGAAAAGUGCCACUGAGGAGCAGGAAAUUACCCUUGCCGAAUACUUGGGCGCAACCGAUAGAAAGCUUGUGGUGAAAGCAUUCCUCCUGCCUGCCUAUCCCAAGGAUAAGUUUAUAUACGAGUCCUACAAAAUCAUGCCACGGGCCCAGAAUGCCCAUGCCUAUGUCAAUGCCGCUUUUCUUCUCGAGUUGGAAAACGGUUCAAAGGUGAAGAAUGCCAGGAUUUGCUUUGGUGGCAUCCGACCCGACUUUGUCCACGCCACCGCCAUUGAGCAGUUGAUGGUGGGACACAGUCCCUACGAGAGUGGAAUCAUAGAACAGACGUUUGAUUCGCUACCAAGUGUUUUCAAUCCAGACGAGGUCCUGCCUGAUGCCAGUCCUGCCUAUCGCACGAAAUUGGCUUGCGGAUUACUCUACAAGUUUUUUCUGAAGCACGCCCCACCUGCAGAGGUCGCGGAGAAUUUCAAGAGUGGCGGCCAACUUCUUCAGCGGCAGCUCUCAUCUGGUCUUCAGCUCUUCCAGACGCAGAAGCAGAACUACCCAGUCACCCAGGCAGUGCAGAAGUUAGAGGGCAUGAUCCAGUGUUCCGGCGAGGCCACGUACAUGAACGAUGUGCCCACCACCUCCAACACCGUUCACUCCGCUUUCGUGGGCGCCACAAAAGUGGGAGCCACCAUCGACGACAUUGAUGCCAAAGAGGCGCUGCAGCAACCUGGUGUGAUUGCCUUCUACUGUGCCAAGGAUGUGCCUGGGGCAAACACCUUCUCGGAUCCCAGCUUUGGCUACCAGGCGGAGGAAAUCUUCUGCUCGGGGCUAGUGCGUCACUCGGAACAACCGGCGGGAGUGAUCGUAGCCCUCACUGCCGAUCAGGCUCAGCGGGCGGCAAAGCUGGUGAAGAUCAGCUACAGUCGGGCGAGCUCCGACUUCAAAUUGAUGCCCACUUUGAAGGAAGUUUUUUCCUCUGCCACCCCGGAUCCAUCACGUAUAAUUGCAGUGGCCAAAUCGAAACUAAAGGAAGUAACAUUCUCCGACAAGCCUGAUAUGGAAGUAAGGGGCAUCUUCGACAUGGGCCUGCAGUAUCACUUUACGAUGGAGCCACAAACGACUGUAGCCAUUCCUUUCGAAGACGGCCUGAAGGUAUUCUCGGCUACACAGUGGAUGGACCACACGCAGUCUGUCAUCGCCCGCAUGCUCCAGAUGAAGGCCAAAGAUGUGCAAUUACAGGUUCGUCGAUUAGGCGGUGGCUAUGGCUCAAAGAUCUCCCGCGGGAAUCAGGUGGCCUGCGCCGCUUGUUUGGCUGCCUUCAAGCUUAAUCGUCCUGUUCGCUUUGUCCAGACUCUGGAGUCCAUGAUGGACUGCAAUGGCAAGCGCUGGGCCUGUCGGUCUGAAUAUGAGUGCCAUGUGAAAGCCAGUGGGAAAAUGGUCGGCUUGUCGAACGAUUUCUACGAGGAUGCAGGCUGGAAUACCAACGAGAGUCCUGUGGAGGGUCACUCGACCUAUACAGCUGGCAAUUGCUACGAGUUCACAGACAAAAACUUCAAGCUCAGUGGCCAUGAGGUGCUCACAGAUGCCCCCAGCUCCACUUGGUGUCGUGCCCCGGGCUCUGUUGAGGGCCUGGCCAUGAUGGAGAACAUUAUUGAACAUGUUGCCUUUGCGGUUCAGCGAGAUCCUGCAGACGUGCGCCUUGCAAACAUCAGCAAGAAGACCAAGAUGGCCACUCUGCUGCCAGAGUUCCUCAAGUCGAGGGAGUACUAUGCCAGGAAAAAGGAGAUCGAUACCCACAACGCCAACAAUCGCUGGAUGAAACGAGGUCUCGGCCUUUCCGUAAUGAACUUUCCAGUCAUCUAUAUAGGACAGUUUCCGGCCACAGUGGCCAUCUACCAUGUGGAUGGCACUGUUGUAGUCACCCACGGAGGCAUCGAAAUGGGGCAAGGUAUGAACACAAAGAUCGCCCAAGUGGCUGCCUAUACGUUGGGAAUAGAUUUGAGCUACAUUAAAGUGGAAUCCUCUGACACCAUCAAUGGAGCCAACUCCAUGGUGACGGGCUAUGCCAUUGGCAGUGAGAGUGUCUGCUAUGCAGUCCGCAAGAUCUGCGAGACCCUCAACGCUCGCCUGAAGCCCGUGAGGAAGAGCAAAGCCAGCUGGGUGGAGACCGUGGAAGCCGCCAAUGCCGCCUUGAUCAAUCUGAUCGCCUCCGAUCACUACAAAACGGGUGAUAUGCAGAACUAUCAGGUGCUUGGACUGGCCCUGUCCGAAAUCGAGAUGGAUGUGCUCACUGGGAACAUUGUGAUCCGUCGCGUCGAUAUCCUCGAAGAUGCUGGAGAGAGUCUCAGUCCCUAUAUCGAUGUCGGUCAGGUCGAGGGCGCCUUUGUCAUGGGUCUGGGCUACUGGCUCAGCGAACUCCUGAUCUACGAGAGCGACAAUGGCCGCCUGCUCACCAAUCGCACCUGGAACUACCAUCCACUGGGGGCCAAGGACAUUCCCAUCGAUUUUCGCAUUGAACUGGUGCACAAUCCCAAGCCCAAUGGGGCUGGCUUUAUGCGCUCCAAGGCCACUGGAGAGCCGCCCUGCUGUCUGGCUGUGAGUGUGAUAUUUGCCCUACAGCAGGCAAUGCAAUCCGCUCGAGAGGAUGCUGGCCUGCCGCGGGAGUGGCUACGAUUAGGAGCUCCAACCACACCCGAGACUCUGCUCCUCAAUGCGGGCCAUGAAGUUACGGAUUUUAAGCUCAAAUAGGUA